AUGACCAUUCUCGUUGAGCAAAUUCCCUUUGGGUCACAAUUUGAUGAUACCAAAAAUGUGCAUUCUGAAAACAAUACCAAUGAACUUGUUCUUGAUGGUGGAUUUCAUCAACCUCAAAAUGAUUCUCAGAAUUCAUUGUUUCUCGCUCCUGAAAUCAAUUCAUUUGGCCAUACCUUCAGAAAUUAUGAUGAAGAAAGUGAAAGGCAAAAAGGGGUUGAGGAAUUUUAUAGAUUGCAACAUAUCAAUCAAACAUAUGAUUUCGUGAAGAAAAUGAGGGAGGAAUACAAGAAACUAGACAAAGCUGAAAUGAGUAUAUGGGAAUGUUGUGAGUUGUUGAAUGAUGUUGUGGAUGAAAGUGAUCCUGAUUUGGAUGAACCUCAAAUUCAGCAUUUGCUGCAAUCUGCUGAAGCUAUUAGGAAAGAUUAUCCUAAUGAAGAUUGGUUACAUUUGACAGCUCUCAUUCAUGAUCUUGGAAAAAUUCUUCUGCUGCCGAAAUUCGGUGAACUACCUCAAUGGGCUGUUGUUGGAGACACAUUUCCUGUUGGUUGUGCUUUUGAUGAAUCAAAUGUUCAUCACAAGUAUUUCAAGGACAACCCUGAUGUCAAAAAUUCUGCUUAUAACACUAAAAAUGGGGUCUACACCGAAGGAUGUGGACUAGACAAUGUGAUGAUGUCAUGGGGACAUGAUGAUUAUAUGUGUUUGGUUGCUGAGGAAAAUGGCGCGACUUUGCCAAAAGCAGGAUUGUUCAUCAUCAGAUACCAUUCCUUUUACCCUUUGCAUAAGGAAAAUGCUUACACUCACUUGAUGAAUGAACAAGAUUUUGAGAAUUUGAAGUGGCUCCAUGUAUUUAACAAAUAUGAUCUCUACAGCAAAAGCAAAGUUCUUGUUGACGUUGAAGAAGUGAAGCCGUAUUAUCUCUCGCUUAUCGAAAAGUAUUUUCCUGCAAAGCUGAGGUGGUGA
This is a messenger RNA of Vicia faba (fava bean), 960 nucleotides long. NCBI's taxonomy places the organism in Eukaryota, Viridiplantae, Streptophyta, Magnoliopsida, Fabales, Fabaceae. The record is from the annotation of a GenBank genome assembly.